AUGAUUUCCCCAGGAACUCAAAAGGGAUUUAUUUGGACUUUUCUUCUCUGUCUUAUUUGGGGCAUGUCCAUUUUCUCAGGAAACGCGGUCACACAUCGCCUUCGUUUCUGGCUUGGAUGCCGAGCUGUGAUACCUUGUCAUUGUUACACCACUGAAUCGGACUGUUUUACAUGGUUUCACAAGAAGGAUGAACACAGUACCCAAAUCAAGCUAUUCUUUCAAGAUACGAGAGGAGUACAGCACUAUGGCUUCACUCAUUCCAGAGCAUAUGCCACACAGAACCGCUCCUUGGUCAUCAAAAACUUUGCUGAGGAUGAUCAGGGAAUCUACUGGUGUGAAAGUUGUAACAAACAUAUCUGCAGGGAUGAACAGUCAAUAGUCAGCAGAGAAAUUAUUAAUGAAAUUCGCAUACCAAUUUGCAUCUUUGAAGGCAGCAGUUUCACACAUUCAUGCCUACAAGCAUCGCUUAAUGCAAAAUGGACUUUUGAAGCAGGUAAUACCACUCUUCCUAGGAAACCAGUCAAGGUAAAGUCUGGUAAAAAUAUACAUAUUGCAAACGUCACAGUCGAAGACGCUGGAAAAUAUACCUGCUGGGCAAGUUACUGUGGUGAACCAAACCAGAAAUGGCUCUCUAUUAACUUAUGUGUUAUAACAGUCUUUGACGUUAAAAUGAUCUGUGUGACAGUACACCCCAAAAUGGAUGACCCCAUUUACUGUGCUGUGACUGACAAUGUGGAAAACUAUAAUGAAAAACACACUUCAAGUCCGGUGAUGGGCAUGACUGUUUCAGCUGUAAGUGGACAUCCGUCCCGGUACAUAACUUGUAAUGCAAGUCAAAUGUUGGAUGGACACACCACAGUUACAAGAAGCUACGUAUCAUCAACUGAACAUUGUGAAACAACAGACUGCGGUCAG
Messenger RNA from Menidia menidia (Atlantic silverside), 915 nucleotides. The record is from the annotation of a GenBank genome assembly. NCBI's taxonomy places the organism in Eukaryota, Metazoa, Chordata, Actinopteri, Atheriniformes, Atherinopsidae.